This is a messenger RNA of Talaromyces rugulosus, 303 nucleotides long. RefSeq lists its product as uncharacterized. The record is from RefSeq and is a predicted model, not a curated record. Lineage: Eukaryota; Fungi; Ascomycota; Eurotiomycetes; Eurotiales; Trichocomaceae. Bases 1 to 303 code for a protein of 100 amino acids. The transcript has a single exon.
AUGCAGCAAUCAAGACCCUCUUCGUCCGAAACAUCGCCAAUCGAGGCGCAAUGUCAACUCUCAGCUGAGGGGUUUCACGAGUCUAUGGAAGACGGUGGCGCUGGCGCUGGAGCUGGAGCUGGAGCUGCAGUCAUAAUCGAGUAUGGAUUUCCACACGAUGUAACGCUGAGUCGGUUGGGCAUCGAGAAUGCAGGCAUGCGUAAUGGUCCGAGAUACGAGGCCAACAUCGGAAACAUCGGACGGUUGACGAGGUUCAGUCGACGAACGGAGCGCGAUCGCGGUAGGAAGGUGAUCGCCAGUUAA